This is a messenger RNA of Phaedon cochleariae (mustard beetle), 1326 nucleotides long. NCBI's taxonomy places the organism in Eukaryota, Metazoa, Arthropoda, Insecta, Coleoptera, Chrysomelidae. The record is from the annotation of a GenBank genome assembly.
CAUCAGUUAUUUCGAAUCAACAUUCUGAAAAGUGAAUGUUUCUAAAUCGAGUUAAACGUUGUGAACAUACAUGACGUUCGGAUAUUAACAAAGUUCGUAAUCAAGCAAUGUAUUUAUCACUCGCUCUCUUUAUUUUCAGCAAAGGCGUAUAAAUAUUGCGAGAUCACAGGCAUAUGGGAAACUAAAAAUAGUACAAAUGGAACAUAUUACUACACACAUUACGACAACUGUAUUAUGCCCCAAAUAAGGGAACUAGCCAUUAUGUGCAACCAAUUUGGAGAUAACAUCUGUCCACAAAUUGCCAGGAUAACACGGUGUAUAGAAAUGGUGGGAUUGUCUUUUUCACUGGUAUCAUUAGUGAUAUCCUUGUACAUAUUCUUUUCCUACAGGGUCCUCAAGAAUAACAGGACGAAAAUUCACAAGAACUUGUUCAUAGCCACCCUCCUACAAGUAAUAUUUCGGUUACUGAAAUAUAUCGAUCAAAGUCUGGAUCCAUCCCACACAUUUCUAGAGCAGCUUUAUCUCAACGAAAUUUGUACGGCAUUUCUGGAAUAUGCUAAGACUGCGAUGUUCAUGUGGAUGUUCAUAGAGGGCCUAUAUCUACACAACAUGAUAACAGUGACAGUAUUCCAAGAGUACAGCUACAUCAAGAUAUACUGUUACAUAGGUUGGUUAGUACCAGGUCUAAUGACACUAGUGUGGUUGAUAGUCAUGUUGGUGAAGGCUGCAGAAUCAACAUGGAAAUAUUAUUACUUCCUGAGUUACUAUUGGAUACUUGAAGGACCUCGUUCAACAGUCAUCGUAGUGAAUCUCCUAUUUCUACUAAAUAUCAUCAGAGUUUUGAUUGUGAAACUUCGAGAGAGUCAUACGAGUGAGAUACAGCAAGUAAGGAAGGCCGUACGGGCAGCAAUAUUCCUGCUGCCACUCAUGGGAAUUUCACAUAUCCUAUUUUUCUACUACAAAUUCAACGAAGCAUGGAAAUUUGCACUUUGGUCCUUCUCGGCCUAUUUUCUGGGGACGUUCCAGGGAUUUUUCGUAGCCGUCCUCUAUUGCUUUCUCAACGGCGAGGUGCAAUCAGCAAUUAGGAAUAGUUUCUACCUCCACAUGUCUCUGAGGAAUCAUGAUUACACUCCAUGCAGGAAUUUCACUCUGAUAUCUAUCGCAGUUGACGAUAGUAGGGUACAAAAUUUCCAGAGUCAUCGUCGGGAUACAACAGUGAUAACAGAACUCACAAUGGAUGAUACGAACACACUGAAAAGCUCAUCCAAGAACGCAGAGGAGGAAACUGAUACUGCGCUGGUGGGAAUGAAGAACACAUCGGAAUGA